Molecule: messenger RNA, 3501 nt
Organism: Mya arenaria
Lineage: Eukaryota; Metazoa; Mollusca; Bivalvia; Myida; Myidae
Exons: 12
Coding region: 398-2299 (633 amino acids)
Source: RefSeq, a predicted model, not a curated record
CGGAUAGUGUAUGUUUGGAUUAUACGAGUGCUGUUUCAAGAUUCAUUGGAUGUUUGUUCUUCAUCCUAAUCUAUGUCUUCCACGAUAAAAAAGGAUUAAACACUCGGUCUACAAUGUCUGUUUAAUAGUAAACAUUAUUUAAAUAUAUAACUACAUCGAAAGUAUUAUUAACAAUUUCUCUUAGAAGUUACAAUUAACGUUAAAAAGAAGUGAUCAUUAAAUGUCUACAAGUUACUCCCGCUUAUAUAAUACAAUCCAGAAGUUGACAGAACAGGACAAACUGUUUUAAGUAACACUUCAUCUUACAGAAGGAUACAUAAAAUAAAACAUAGUUAUUCUUUGCCAGCAUUACUUGAGUUUUUUUAAUCUGACGUGACGUCAGAACACUGGCGUCAAAAUGGAUCUUGACGCCAGCAGUGGGGAGCAGAGUCCCCAUUACAGUGACACAAACCUUCCAGACUGGAAUUGGACGACACAAUUAAACGCAGAAAACAACGCGGAGCUAUGCGCGCUCCUAGAAGACAAGGAAAUAGCUGCACGUGCAGUGGCGUUUGUCGUCAACAGCACGAGGAAAGGGAUCGUCCCACUGUGUGCAGAUGUGGCCAAUCUUAUGAGGUCAAAACAAAGUCUAGAGUUGAAGUUGGCGUCCGUGCGGCGAGAGAACGACGCUUUCCGGUCAUCCCUGAGUGGCGGGUCCCUCCCCAGCCACUCCAUGUCGCCGACGCCACCAUCUCUCAGCUCCUAUACCGAACAUUGUAUCAAAUCCCUCCAGGACCAUAACCUUGGUCCUUUCCGGUCCAGUUCCCGAUGUAGCAACAGUUCCAGUACCUACAGCUACUCUCCCAAGCUGGAACUAGGUCGCCCUGGGGGUGGGGCGUUCGGCUUUCCUCCCCGGGCUGACAGAGCGAGGGUAGGAUCUCUAAGACCACAGCCGGUCCCACAGUCACCAGCUAGCAGCACCGAUAGCCGCAAACAUUCGCCAAGACCGCUCCGUUCGUCCUUGUCAGCGUUUAGAGAUUCCAGGAUAAUGCCACAUGUACACAGCGGAACCAGCCCAUUGGUCGAUGGAGCAUCACGAGGUCAAGGAGGUGUUACCUUAUUGGUUGACUCAAAACCACGUGACGACACGGAUGACUUGGCGGUUGAUAUUGAUAUGACUAUGGACAUUGUGAAAGAUUUCUCCAACGAGAUAUUUAACAAUAUUGAACAACUUAACAAAAGACGCAGUCUGAUUGAAACAAGUAAAACAGACGAUGUGCAAAAGCUUGGCUCUAACGCAAGUUUGCAUAUAGAGGACGAAACUAGCAAUGUACAAAUUAAAGUGAAUGAUGAAAAUCACACCACCACUCAAGGUAUUAAGAUUCAUAAAGAAGACGAGGGGAAGUGUAAACUGUCCUCCGUCAGUGAGGAAAAGGGCCAGUCAGAGGAGUGUCAGUCAGAAAAGUCUCUGUUAGAACGACGACGGGUGUCAUUACCCGAAAUUACAGCCAUACCAAACAUACGCGCCAUACGAAUCAGACCAAAACAAUCCAAGGAAGUCCAAUGUAGUUUGGACAGGACGAAAGGUGACCCGUCGAUGGAGGAACAAUUCAUGAAAUCGGUUCGCCUGAACGACCGCCUGGAGGAGGAACUGACGGAAGCAAGACGAGAAAUAGAGAAACUACAUGCCAAAAUAGACACGUUACAGAGCGGUGCAAUACCCAAAUACGGCGGACAGACGGACAGAGACCGGGUAGCAGAUGAUAAUGGCUACUACACCGGAAGUAAUAGGACAUCAAGGACUGGGUCGGAACAUGAACGCAUCAGCACAUUACCAAAGACGUCCCCUGUACGGCAGACGUUAACGUCAGUGACGUACGCGGGCCCGCUGCCCCACUGCCGCUGCUCGGAGUGUCAAGAGGCCCUUGGGAGUGACGAUGAUCUAUCGCACUAUUCAGAUAUCUACUUUGAGGAACCGUACAAAUAUGCUGUAAACAGCAAACUGCAGGUCCAGAUUGACGACCACGUGACCACCAAGACAGGUCACUCUGGCCGAAUUCGCUACAUAGGUCACCUGGACUCCUGUGACCAAUCACAUCGGUUGUUUGUAGGACUUGAACUCGACUCUCCAGCUGGUGACACGGAUGGUUGUCAUGACGCUAAACAGUAUUUCCGGUGUAAGCACAACUACGGCGUAUUCAACCCGCUCUCUGACGUUACCGCCAAAACAAAUAGGAAAAUACAGAAAACGUCUAAGGAUGAAAACGGAAAAGGGAAGCGAGGCCUGAGAAAAGCUGCCAAGGACGAUAAAUCAAAAUGAUUUUGAAAAACUUACCUUAUUGCAUUUUAUUUAGUGCUUGAAUUAGGUGUGUCUUUAUUCUAUUCGUUUGAUUUUUAUGCAUUUGUUUUAACUUUAAACUACAUGACCAAUCGUUCAAAGGCUACAUUGGAUGGCGAAUAACCCCAACAAUUGCUUUGUAUUAGAAUACGAAAUGGCUGCUGUUAUCUUAAAAGAACUUUCACCAGUAUCCAAGACUUGAUCCAAAGUGGUAUAUUUAGCAUAUUUGUAGCCGCAUCUUUUGAAUAAAUACAUUUCUUUCUUCUGUGCAAUGUAGGUCUGGAAUAAGUGUAUUGUAAAUCUGUUUACAGCGCUAUAUACAUAUACAGUUUGUAAUGGGCGCAAAACUUUUCACGCUGAAGGCGCAGAUUUGCAUAAUGAAUCAUUAUCAACUUCAGUUUAUACAAAAAAAAAGCGAAGGUGCACUUUUGAAACCAUCCCAUUUACUGAAAUGUCGUCGGCCAAUGACAUUACAUGAACUUGUCACGUGUGUUUGAAUGAAUAAUUGGGAGAAUGUGUAAAAUGCUCUUUCGUUGGUUUACUCUUUUAAACAACUCUCUUUUCAAAUCAGCCGAAGCAAAUUAUAUUAUCUUGAUGUGCAUCUUUUCUUGAAUAUUUAUGGACCUGUUUGGCAUGGCUGUGCUCAUAUAGUCUGAUAAAAUAAUUAAAUGUUAUCAAUCGCCUACGCCAGAAAUAUCCGGGUGCUCUGAAUCAUAGUUGUCUAUUCUUAUAUGCAUGGAAAUUACAAUAUACCACUUAUAGAGCAACCAAGCCAUUUCAGUGAUACUGUCUCUGAGCAGAUUGACCAUACAUCGCGUGAUACCGUCUAAUAUGUCGAAAUGUUGAACACUUUGUGUCGUGUUCUAACCCUUUAAUUAUUCGUUUUACUCUAAGCAAUCUGAACGGAGGCCCACCGGCUAUAAAUGCGAUUAAUUUUUCAUUAGAACGAAAUAGACUGUGAGUUAUCUGGCGUGAUCUUGAAUAGUAGAAAUAGUUUGUAAAUGUCAUUAAGUUCAUUUCCAUUCGUUCUAAAGCGUUUUCUUUUUAAAUCGAAACUUUAUGCUUGCUUUGAAAGAUUAGGCAAUGCGUCUAGAUAUCUUUAAGUGUAUGUCUAUUAUUGUUUUCAAAAUAUGAAAAGUUACAACUUCACUUGAUUUAGAUUUAAAUAAAAUACAUUUAUUAUA